Messenger RNA from Owenia fusiformis, 3424 nucleotides. NCBI's taxonomy places the organism in Eukaryota, Metazoa, Annelida, Polychaeta, Sabellida, Oweniidae. The record is from the annotation of a GenBank genome assembly.
CGCUAUGAAUUGUGGGUAUGUUGGCAAGGAAAAUUAUGGCGGACGUUGAAAAGUUAAAACAUUAACUAAAUUCAUGAUUUAUCACAUGUUAACCAUUACAAAACCCGUUAUGAUAUUAUGCUUACGUAAACUAAUAAAGCAAAGCUGUAUAUAAUUAACUAUUGAAAGAGGAAGAGCCUGACAAAGGGAAGAAAAAGUCCAAAACAUCGCAACACUAGGGCUAUGGGAGGUGCCGUGCUACCAUGAAUAAGUAUGAGGUACUUGGAGUGGUCGGUGAGGGAGCAUAUGGUGUGGUCCUGCGGUGUAGACAUAAGGACACAGGUGAAAUAGUUGCAAUAAAGAAGUUCAAAGACAGUGAAGACAAUGAAGAUGUCAAGCGUACAACUCUUCGCGAGCUCAAGAUGUUACGCUCUCUCAAACAGGAAAACAUUGUCGAGCUACGAGAGGCAUUCAGACGUCGCGGGAAACUCUAUCUCGUCUUUGAAUAUGUUGAACGGAAUAUGCUGGAGCUUUUGGAAGACAUGCCAAAUGGAGUUCCAGCAGAGAAAGUUCGUAGCUACAUCUAUCAACUUUGCAAGGCUAUAUUUUGGUGCCACUCCAAUGAUAUAAUACAUAGAGAUAUAAAGCCAGAAAAUUUGCUCAUCAGUAAAGACGACAAAUUGAAAUUGUGUGACUUUGGUUUUGCACGCAACCUUCAGGGAGACAGAAGUGCCAACUACACUGACUACGUUGCCACAAGGUGGUACCGCUCACCAGAACUUUUACUAGGAUCAGCCUACAGUAAGCCUGUAGAUAUAUGGGCCAUAGGCUGUAUACUGGGAGAGCUGAGUGAUGGGCAACCCCUGUUUCCAGGAGAGAGUGAGAUAGAUCAGCUUUACUGUAUACAAAAGAUAAUUGCUCCCUUACCCCCUGAACAAAUGGAGAUGUUCUACAAGAAUCCAAGAUUCCAGGGGCUUAAGUUCCCUGCGGUGACAAGCCCUACAACAUUACAACAACGCUACAAAGGGAUUCUAAGUGGUGUCAUGAUAGACUUUAUUAAAAACACGCUAGUUCUUGAACCACAUGACAGAUUCUCUAUACAGCAAUGUAUGGACCACCCUUGUUUCCAGACAGAACAGCUAAUACAUCGUAAUCAAGUGCCAAUGAAAAUUAUCGACACAAAUGUCAAUACAAAACGUCGUAAAAAUGAUCCAAUGGAUAGUCACCCCCAAAUUGAACAGCCCUCAUCCCAGGUCCAGUUGAGUAACCAUAGCAACAAACCCCCACCCCAACAACAUCCACCAAGCAACCAGAACAACAAAUUUUCAUCUCAUGGUCGCCAAGACAGUGAUACAACAAACAAUGAUCAUCAGACCUCCACACAUAAUAAAUUUAUGAAAUCAAAAGAGCGUCGGAAAUCCUCUCCUCAAACUGAGGCUGUGAAAAUCGCUAAUCAAAGGCAAUAUCCUGAAAAUGAACAUGUAGCCAAAUACAUAAAGACGUAUAAAAAGCGUGAUAGUCAAGAUAGUAUGGAAGUCAGAUCUGAUGCAAAGCAUCAUGGGAAUAUGGACCCAUCAAAAAAUUAUAAAAAUCUGAGCAAAAAUGUGAAAAAUGACACAACAGAAGCUUCCCACCAAAGAUCAGAAAGUAGAACUGAACCCUUGAAUAAUGAUAAACAUCGGACGUUUGCAGAUUUUAGAAAUUCUGAAUCAAGUGGGAAUCCCCAAAGAGCUCAGCAGAAGAGCGAUGAACGAAGGGUCGAUCAUCAUCGACCUGAAUCUCGUAUAGACUUGCAUCAGGAUCAAGAAUACCCAAAUAUGGAAUCUAAGUACCUCAAAAAACAUGACAGACAUCGACAAGAUUAUCAAAAUGAGACUGAAAAUCAGAGCGUUGAGAAUCGUAAUGCCAAUGUUCAAGCAAACAAUAUAAAAAAUAGCAAUACAUACACUGUUAAAGUGAACGCUGGGUCUUCACACCAUGCACACUCCCAGCAUGCUCAGCAAAGUCAUGCUCACUCCCAGCAGGCUCAGCAAAGCCCUCAGAUGGAGAGGAAAAAUAAACAAUAUCAUAAUAGCCAAUCCCCAGCAGUGGAACGUAAAAAUAAAUAUUUUCAACCUCAGCAUGCUCAAGAUUCACAAGAUCGUAAAAAUAAAUUCAAUGCUAGCCACCAGGAGGAACUUGAUAGGAUUAAAUCAAACUCAAUUUCCAGGCGGAAAAAUCGAGAUGGAUCGGCACCAAAUAAAACUCAUGAUGAAAGAUUGGCUGAGGCUAAGCUUGCUCAAGCGUCAUUGGUCAGUCAGUCUCUGGAUAACUCAGGGCAAGCAAAAUACCAGGACCCCCAAGGCCAAGGCAAAUACAAGACGUUUCCCAAUGGAAGUGUCGGGUCGGGAGCUGGAACUGCAUCACGUGAUAAGCGAACUAAAGGCCAUUAUUACGACCCUAGCCUAGCCAACAAUGAUCCCAGCAUGCCAUCUGUAGAAGAUAUUGGUAUCUAUAGAGAGCCUGGGGGUCAAGGAGGUCAGGGAAGACGUGGAUCCUCACCCCAGAACAAAUCUAUUGUCAAAUAUUCAUCAUCUCAGACGAAUAUGGACAAUCAGCAACAAAUUCCUGGAGACAGUUAUGAUAGAUUCGACAGAGAGAAAGAUAAGAACUCACUACAAGCUUUAUUUAAAAAGAAGAAAAAGAAACGCCAUGACCAAAGAAUGCAACUGCUGAUGGACCAGUCAAACUCUGAAGGUCAAAGGUCAGCAGGAGGUAGCAAUGACAACAGUCCCAGGGAACUUCAAGGUCAAGGUCACCACCAAGGUCAAGGUUACUUUGUGGGUCAAGGACAAUACAGAGAUGCACCCCCAUACAGGGACCCUCCUCAGUACAACAAACAAGGGGUAGCUCUUAGAAAGCUCACCCAGACACCAGUUGAUAAGAGUAAGCGUUUGCAACCAUUGCCACACAUCAACAACCUAGCAGCUACACCCAUGUAUCAAUCCCAGACACAUGAUUCGUCUCGUACCUCUCACCCACAUAGAUCUGACAAUAUAGAUGGCCCUGCCAUCGCCUCAUUAUCAGGUACGGACAUUCGCCCACCGAAUUGGCCAAAAAGACAAACUUCCCCAGAAAGUAUCGAACAAUUGACAUCAGAUUUGAAAAUAUCUCCUCGCGAUCUGAAACCUGUUAAAAGUGCUAAAAGAGAGAGAAAUCACCCAGACUUCAAAGGGUUGAAAGAAACGGCUAUAUGAUAUAAAUGUAGGCUUACCCAUAAUUAAGUAAUUAUUAAGGGUCAGUGUUCAUGGAUACCUGUUGAGAGGGAUAGAAUCAAGCAAUGGCGACAUGAGAACAUGAGAAUUACAGCGACAUCUAUAGAACAAAGGAAAAAUUCUUCAGGCUAUAUAUUAGACAAGUAAAUCUGGAUACAUUAUGACAAACUGUAGUUGUUAGUGUUAAACAA